UGUGAGCGAUGUUGACGUUAAAACCAAAAGAGCGAUGGCACAAGGCGUGGCCGUGGUGAUAAAUAUAGCACCAGAAAGAGCUGCAGACGCAGUAUCUAAAGAGACAAAAGACGUGACACCCAAGGGAGCAGAAGGCGCAACACCAGAAGGAGUAGCUAACAUGAUGCCCAAAGAAGAAGCAGACAUAACCGAAAGAUAA
Messenger RNA from Dentiscutata heterogama, 199 nucleotides. NCBI's taxonomy places the organism in Eukaryota, Fungi, Glomeromycota, Glomeromycetes, Diversisporales, Gigasporaceae. The record is from the annotation of a GenBank genome assembly.